This is a messenger RNA of Rubroshorea leprosula, 2026 nucleotides long. The record is from the annotation of a GenBank genome assembly. NCBI's taxonomy places the organism in Eukaryota, Viridiplantae, Streptophyta, Magnoliopsida, Malvales, Dipterocarpaceae.
AUUUAAAUUAUCCAAUCAAUGGUUACGUGGCAGCAAAGUGAUAGAGUUGGGUGGUGGAGGACAACUGGCAUCGGCACUCCUCAUUCUUCAAAGUUCAAACCGAAGUUAUUUAGCUGCCGCUUUGCUCAAUUACUUUCCCAAAGUCUUCUGUCGAAGCCGAAAUCGACAACGUUGAAGAAAAUCAGGAAAAUGUCUCCAUGGUUGCCGGAAUUAGUCACCGAUAUUCUCCUGCGCCUCCCGGUGAGUUCUCUUCAACGAUUUAGAUGCCUUUCGACAUCAUUCUGCGCCGAAAUUGAUAGUGAGAAUUUCGUCAAGAAUCAUCUCAAAAGAUCAAUCCAGAUGAAAACCGGCCAAAAGCUACUCGUCUACAACCCAAGAUUCGAGGGUGCCAGCGAUUUCUACUUUGCUGAUUUUGAUGACGACCUCGUUGAUGCCUUCCCACUCAAAAUGCCAUUGGUAUCUCGUCAUCGCGACACAUCCGUAUACGGUUCUUGCAAUGGUUUGUUUCUCAUGGGUAUGGAUUCUAUGGAUUUUAAAGUUGAAUACCAAAGUUUGGAUCUUUACAUAUGGAAUCCAUUUACCAGGCAGUAUAGGAAAUUACCGCCUUGUCCAGUCCAGACCCCUUCUGGGUAUGGAGAAGUCAAGUGCUUUGGUUUAGGGUAUGAUUCUGCUCGUGAUGACUAUAAGGUUGUCAUGAUUUCGAAGGCUGAUGACUCCAAUCAAGUCUGGGUUUUUGGGUUAAAAUCAGAUUUUUGGAGGAGGAGCCGAGAUUUGGAAGAUGAAGUUACCACAUCAGCGGGGUGUUUUGCAAAUGGUGCUCUGUACUGGAUGUGUAAAAAUAAGUGUGUUGGUUUUGAUCUCGAGAGGGAGGUGUUCUUUGACAUUCCGCUAUUGUCUGAUUGUGGCCCAGCAGCUUUCUUUUUCGAUUCCUUCGAUUCGUUGGUGGUUUUCCGAGGUAACCUUUAUUUUCGUACAUUGGUUGAUGAAAAGGUAGAAUAUUACUUGCUUGUGAGUGAUGUGAGUGAUAAGGGUGGAGAAGUUGUAGGAGUUAGUUGGAGGAAAGAGUUCACUAUAGAGAAUGUCGAGAAUAUUUUGCAUGAUGUAUUUCCGCUCCUGCCUUUGGCUUAUUCAAAAGAUGGGGGUAGCAUUCUGCUUCACGACUUAAGUGGGGUUUUUUGGUAUAACCUUAAAAACAGAACCAACCAAAGGGUGAGUAUUGCUGGGUUGCCUGAUGUUCCAUGGUCCAGAUACAAUGUCUGUUGGGAAAGUCUUGUUUCUGUUGGCAAGGAUAGUGCAUUUGAUGGAGCAGCUGAGGAAGUGACAAAUUGAAGCAGACUUCUUUUAGAGGUUCAAGUUUGUGAAGACUAAUAGCUGUUGUGAUGUAGUGAAUGGAUAUAUUUUUGGAUGGUGAGGAUGAUUGUAUUUCAAUGAAAUUCCAUGUCAAUCCAAUAUCUGUUUUAGCUCUUCUUAUGAACCCCAGUUUAGUACCUUUUGUGGAAUUGUGCAUUGUUGAAAAUGGGACAUGGGAAAUUCCUUAUAUUUAUUUGGGAACUCUGCUUUAGACAUGUAUCAUGUAUUGCAAUGUAUGUUAUAUAAGCUUGUUGCCUAAUUCUUAGAAACAGGUUGAAAACUUCUUUUCUGCAUAACAGUGGUAUGAUGGUGUAGAGUGCAUGUGUGUUGUGAGUGGAGGGUGGAGGAACAUGUGAACACCUAUUUUUUUCAGUGUGUGGCUUUGUGUUCAGUGUGUUUGGACAUAUAUCUAUACUUAUGAUGUAGGUGUCCAAUUAGUUCCUCAAUGCUGGAGUGGGGCAGCAAUGGAAGGAAUCAUCUUACUUUGAAGGUGAGAGUUGUUUUCACAGCUGCAGUGAACUUCCAUGGAUGGCAGCAUAGGAAUUGUCGUUUGUAUAUGCAGAAAAGCAUGCCCUCUAAGGUAGGUUGUAAACUGAUUUUGCAAUUGCUUGAGAAAGGGCAGUUUAAUCUCUUUAGUUUUAUUUAGAAAUACUGUCUAUAAAGAGAUAUAUGCUAU